Molecule: messenger RNA, 1784 nt
Organism: Periconia digitata
Lineage: Eukaryota; Fungi; Ascomycota; Dothideomycetes; Pleosporales; Periconiaceae
Source: the annotation of a GenBank genome assembly
CUAUAUAUAAGCGCGUUGGCAGCACACCAUCGAUGGCAACUGAACCUGAGAUCAGCAGUCAUGACGAGAAAGGCGGGAAUAUCCAACAUAAAAUUGUCGACGCAUCAGAAAAUAGCUCCGGUCAAAUGAAUACGACCAGAGCCGAAGAUAGCGUUGUUGAUACGAACUUUCAAAAGGGUGUUCAGGAUAUCGAGGCUGUGACUAUAUACUGGUCAAAACGAGCACUCAUCGCCUCCUACCUCCUGAUCUGGUUCGUUUACUUUGUCCAAGCUCUUGUAGCGGGAGUCACAGCCGUAGUGCUUCCAUACGUCACCUCGGCCUUUAUGGAGCAUUCUUUGACGGCUACCACAUCUGUGUUGAGCUCUGUCAUUUGCGGCGUCACGAAUCUCACUAUCGGCAAGGCUCUGGACAUCUUCGGUCGACCUCAAGGUUUCCUGUGCUGUGUCGUUGUUGCAGUUAUAGGCUUAAUUAUUUCUGCCGCUUGCAAGAAUGUUGAGUCCUAUGCUGCAUCGCAAGUACUCUAUCUUGUUGGAAUCAACGGCGUGGGUUUCAGCAUGAACGUCUUCCUGGCGGACAUCAGCUCGCUACGCUAUCGAGGCCUAGUCGUGGCCUUAUGUAGCACUGGAAACAUCAUCACGCCAUGGCUAGCGGGACCCGUCUCGAAAGCCUUUCUAGAUGGACCGGGCUGGCGCUGGGCUUUUGGAAUGGAGAGUAUCCUUAUACCAGUUGCCACGCUUCCCGUCUUUGGCUUAUUCAUGUACCAUCUCUCCCAGGCUAAGAAGCAGGGUAUCGUACCAUCACGCUCAGGGCGACACUCUCCGAGUCACUAUCUUCGCGAAUUCGACGUUGUAGGCCUGUUCCUACUUUCUGCUGGCGUUGCGUUCUUCCUCUUGCCAUUCAAUCUGUACACCAUGCAAGCAAAGGGAUGGGGCUCAGCAAUCAUUAUCUGUUUUCUUGUCUUUGGCAUUCUCCUUCUCGUCGCUUUUGCCGUCUGGGAGAGAUUCUUUGCUAGUAUCUCCUUGAUACCUUGGAAUCUCCUCCAAGAUAGAACUGGCUUGGGCGCAUGUUUCCUUUCCCUUACACUCUUCCUCAGCAAUUCCUGCUGGGGCGCUUACUUCGGCUCGAUUCUCCAGGUGACCAAUGGCUUGGACGUAACACACGCCAGCUAUGUCGUCCAGACAUAUUCCGUCGCUAACUUCUUCUUCACCAUCUUCGCCGGCCUUGUCAUCUCUUGGACUGGCCGUUACAAGCCCAUCACUCUCUACCUGGCCAUUCCGUUCGAGAUUCUCGGUGCUGCUCUGAUGAUCCACUUCCGUCAGCCUGUUCCCACCGUUGGUUAUAUUGUCAUGUGCCAGAUAUUCAUCGCUUUUGGCAGCGGCAUUAUCAUGAUCACUGCAGAGAUAGCCAUGCUGGCCAUCUGCGAGAAACAGCAAUACUUCGCCAUCGGUCUCGCUGUUCUCUCGCUGUUCUCUAACAUCGGAAAUGCUAUCGGAUUCACCAUUUCCUCCGCUAUUUGGCAGAACGUUCUGCCCAUGAAGCUCGCUUUAUAUCUUCCCGCGGAAGACCAGCCAAACCUGGCUACCAUCUACGGAGACAUUGUCACGCAACUUUCAUAUCCAGCUGAUUCGCCCACUCGCUUGGCUAUUCAACAUGCCUAUGGAGACUGCCAGAAGUACUUGUUCAUUGCCGGUACGGCUGUUUGGCUGCUUGGAAUUGUUUCGACUAUGAUAUGGAGAAACAUUAAUGUUAUCGGCAUUAAGCAAACCAAAGGUCACGUCUUCUAA